Molecule: messenger RNA, 39622 nt
Organism: Podarcis lilfordi (Lilford's wall lizard)
Lineage: Eukaryota; Metazoa; Chordata; Lepidosauria; Squamata; Lacertidae
Source: the annotation of a GenBank genome assembly
GGGAUUUCCUUUUAGCAAAAAAGAGAAGGGGUGGUGGGAGGAGGGGAAACAGAAACCCCGUCGCCGUGCAUUUCGAGCCUCUUUGCUGCUUCUGUUUUGCUUUGCUUUUCCCUUGCUAGAGGGGGAAAUGUGCGCAAGCGGCACCCCCGGAACGAAAAGGAUGGAGGCUUCGUUUCCCGGCCGGCUGCUGUUUCGGUGAGCUCGGCGGCGGCGGGAUGGUUGCUACUACGGCGCAGUGGCGGUGAUCGCUCCGCGCGCCAUGGAGGAAGAGGACGCGGUGAGGUUGGGGCGCAAAGAGGAAGGGGAAGGGUCCCUUCAGCUGCCCCUGAGAAGGACAGAGGGUUGGGAUGUGGGGCAGGCAGGAAGCCCUGGGCUUGAGUAUCACGAGGGAUGCAGACAGGACGCAGCCUGUUCGGGGCGAGCUUAGUAAUAAGCCCUUUGGGUCAAGUGGGAGUGGUUUAGGGUUCCCAUUUCUUUUCCAGCAGGCUGCACAGUUCAACAGGUUAAGCUGCCAUCUCCUCCUGCACCAGACUGGGGAAAGCUUCCUCUGUUGAACGACGCCUUCCGUGCAGCUGUUAAAAAAACCAAAACCAAAAGAGGGUCUGGAGGAUGUAGGUUGGGGGCAGUGCCGGAUUUACGUUUAAGCUAAACAAGCUAUAGCUUAGGGCCCCACUCCCUUGGGGGCCCCGAAAAAAAUUAGAAAGAAAAAACCACCUGGAUGUACAUUUCCAAAAUAUAAGAUAAAAAAAUAAAAAUAAAACCUACAUACAGCAACAGUGUUUUGUGUUGUGUAGGCUCCUAUGAUGUAAGUAAUGAGCCCCGCCUGCUUGCCUGCUCCCUAAAAUAUCACUGGUUUGCUCAAUUCAAUAUAUAGGGUGCCCAUAAAUUACCGUAUAGCAUACAUUCAACACAAAAAACAGCGACAGUUUGUUGUUGACAAAGGACAGCUGGACAUAUAAAGGGCCCCAUUACCUUCAGUAGCUUAGGGCCUCAUCAAACCUACCGUAUUUUUCACUCUAUAACACGCACCCGACCAUAACACGCAUAUAGUUUUUAGAGGAGGAAAAUCCGUAGGCAUGCCACCCGUAGGCAUUUCCUCCAUAACACGCACAGACAUUUCCCCUUACUUUCUAGGAGGAAAAAAGUGAGUGUUAUGGUGCAAAAAAUACGGUAAAUCCGGCCCUGGUUGGGGGAGAUACACACCCAUUUCUUCGAAGGAUUAAAUACUGUAUUUAUUCAGGUGUUAAGGUUCCCAGCGUAGUGCUGUUGUUCUAUACACUCUUCUAUUGAGCUUCUGCCAACCUAGCAGUUUGAGAGCACACCAGUGCAAGUAGAUAAAUAGGUACCGUUGCGGUGGGAAGGUAAAUGGCAUUUCCAUGCGCUCUGGUUUCCGUCGUGCCAGAAGCGGUUUAGUCACUGGCCACACGACCUGGAAAGCUGACUGUGGACAAACGCUGGCUCCCAUGGCCUGAAAAGCGAGAUGAGCGCCGCAACCUCAUAGUCGCCUUUGACUGGACUUAACCAUCCCAGGGUCCUUUACCUUUUUUAUAUUGAGUAAAGGGGUAGGUCGUGCAACAGAAGUGUUUAGCUCAUGAAGUCCUAUUUGUUGAAGUUAAAUCAGGUGUCUCAACAGCGCAAACCAAGUCACACUUACAUGGCAGUAGGGCCCACUGCAUUCACUGAGUUUUAAAUGUGCAUAGGAUUGCAACCUGGGUUACUGUGUACCGUCUUCUGCACAUUUGCUUAGACUCUAAUGAACACAGUGGAGCAAGUAAACAUACAUAGGGUUGGGCUGUAAAUAAUAUUUAAGAAGAUGCAAUCUGUUACUCUUCUUCGAUGGAUAAGAUACUUUACUGUGGUAUAUUGAAAUAAAUGUUAUGGCCAUGAAAGGACUGUGUACCUCUUGGAAAGAACAGACUGCUGCUAUUUACAUUCAAUUUUUUCCUUUUUUUUGAAAUAGAGAGACUACAAUGAACCUUGUGUACAGUGUUCUGACAUCAAUUGGGGACUUACUGAAGAAGGAAAAUUUUACUGCAGAUCAUGCCACAAUGUUAUAGAAGUAAGUAAGCAAUUCUCAGUCUCACUUUUUUUUUUUACACUCCCAAAUUCCCUUCAGUUUUUAAGUGUAAACCUUCAUUAAAAAUUAAAUAUAUUCACCUAGUGUGGGACCUGUAUUAAAUAUUGUGGCCUUGGUUCAUUUUUUAUUAUCUGCAACUAGUCACAUAGUGGCUCUGGAAGUGGAUGCAUGCUGUCAUCCAAAAAUUUAUCCAUGUAGUCCAGGAAUCCAGAAGAGCAUUGUGAUAGUGUUGUGGAUUCUUGUAAGUCUACAUCCAUGGUAGCUUUGCAAAUAGAAGCCUGCUCACCCAAAAUGAUCUCUGUUGUUCCAUUGCGAUACAUGUUUAAAAGGACAAGAAGGCUUCUGGAUUUUUUUGUGGUUUGUUGUUAACCUUAUAUGUUUUCAAAACUGUCUUGCAGAGGACUAGAGAAGUUAUAACUGGUGAUGCUACUACAAAUGCCAGGGCACAGUCCAUCUCUAGAGGCUUAAAAAAGAAGAAAAAACUUGGUAUGUUGGCCAAAAAAAGAAAUUUGUGCUGUAAAAAAACAUGAAACAUUUAUAUUCCCCAACCUUUGGCCUAAUAUCUUCAUGAAUGUAUAAGCAUAAAAAAUGCUGUCUGGCAGUAUUCGAAACUCCCAUUGUUCUAGGCGCAUUGCACGACAGGGAAUUUCAUUAGCGGGAGCAAUUUCUGAGCUCUGGGCACAGUUUCAGAUUAAAACUGCAGAGUGGACCUUUUUCUGCUUCCCCACUUCCAGCUACUCUCUGAAGACUGGAGAAGAGACCCUCUUAAGAAUAUUAGGGCGUGGGCAGGGGAAGGACUAGACCAUGUGAAAAAUGAACAUAAUAUUUUAGCUGCAGUUCGUUCAUUUUCAGCUUUGUAUUCUUGUUAUAAAAAAGUGCAUAGACAUUCUAUUGUUGUAUCCAUAACCUAUGUUUAAGGUGCCGUUUAGCUCCUAGCUUUCAUAUCUCAGUUUCUUAACACUUUGUUGUUGUUGUUUAGUUGUUUAGUCGAGUCCAACUCUUCGUGACCCCAUGGACCAGAGCACGCCAGGCACUAACUUAACACUUAACACUACUGUCUGGCAAAAUAUGCUAAUCAGCUAUGACUUCUCCAUAGCUUUUGGAUAUAAAUAUGUUCCCCCAACAUUGCUUCCAUAUAGAUUACAGCACAAAUAUCACUUUUAAGUCGACUGUUAACACUUUCUAGUGUACGAUAUUUGAUCAGUAAAAUGCUGACACACAGCUGGCACAAAAUAUUACAGCUAGACUGUAGAUGGGGACAGACUAUUAAUAGUACAGUGGUACCUCUGGAUGCGAAUGGGAUCUGUUCCAGAGCCCCAUUCGCAUCCUGAGCAGAACGCAACCCGCAUCUGUGCGUGUGCGUGUCACGAUUCGUUGCUUCUGCACAUGCGCGUGACGUUACUUUGAGCGUCUGCGCAUGCGUGAGCUCUGAAACCUUCCAGGUCACCACAGAGCGCAACCCAAAAACACUCAACCUGAAGCAACUUUAACCCGAGGUAUGACUGUACAUCAAAAGUUCAAUGAUUAAAUCUUACUCCCUCGUAAGUGUGUUUAGGAUCAUAGCCUAAAAUGCCUUAUUGGUAUAAUUUUGGCUAUUAACAAGCUAUUAGUCAUGACACUCAUUUUUCUUUUAGAAAGCAGCUGGGAAUGGUAUAUUUGUGAAGGCUUUCAAUUCAUUCUCUCGAAGCAAGCCGACGCACUGCAGGCUUUAGGAGUUUCUUCACAGUUCAAGGUACAUUUAGCCUACUUGGUGCAGUGGUCCCAUCUCACGAAAUGCUAAUUAGUGUUAAGAUGAUAAACCACAGUGAGCCUCUGGCACAGCCACGAGGAGGAAUGCAGAACUUUGUUGUGAUGUCCAAACUAUGACAAUCUGGUUAAUCUAUGGUAUGUUGAAACCAAACAACUUCAAAUUAUGAGUUAAGAAGCAUCCUUAUUUCAACAAACUACAGUUUAGAUUAGCCAUAGCUGAGGGUUCAGGCAGCACCAGCAGCAUGCUAAACUGUGGUUAAAGCUAAAGCGGAAAUAGAAGUUAUCGAUCUCCUUAUAGCUGUUCCAGAAAGGGACAGGGUGUGUGUGCAGGCCCAAGAUUCAUUGUGGCUCACCAUUGUAAACUGUGACUUAAGUGUGAUUGCAGCCAUUCCAGGGAAUGCCUGGCAGUGAAUUAUGAAAUUCAAUGGACAGUUAUGCAGCUUAGAACCAUUGCACAUAAUCUAUGUGCUGCUUAAUGAAAAUGCACUUGUUUCCCAGGUGGAGGAGGCAUGGAAGUAGGGGUGGGAGCUGAGAAAAGGAAGGAGGAGGGAGAAAAAAGUGAUGAAGGUGCAAAUGGGGUUUGCAAAAGGAGCCACGGGAAGGAGGGUUAGGAUGAAAGCAGGUGUACAAAGGGGGCAGCAAAAUAGAAAGGAGUAGUGUCAUCAUAAUAGUGUGGAGGGUGAAAAGGCUGCUUAGGAGUUGCAAUGGGGGGGGGGGGAAGGAAGGUGCAGGAGGUUACCAUAGAGGUGGUCUGUGUGCAACGGAAGGAUUGCAAAAAAAGCAGGGGAGGAGUAAGCGUGGACAUAGGCAUGAAAAAGGCUGCAAAAUAGGGCUGCAGAAUAGAAGAGUGAAAUGAGAUUGGGAAGCUGAAAAGGGAGCUUAUUAGUUGCAUGGGGUGGGAAGGUGCAGCUCUAGGGGGUUAAUGUGGGGGCUUGGUUAGCAGCAAAGCGAGCAGGGACACAGGCCCACAUGUUUUGCAUGCACAUAAACAUACACAAACGUGGGUGAAUAACUUUUUUUGUUCUUAUCAGGAUGAUGUUUUGUGGAAGUUCUGGAGAAUUUACCUUCAGAAGAGCCCGCAGGCUUAUUGUGACAAGCCCCGCCGUGAAGUUGCGCGCGAUAUCUCGACAGUAAGUGCAAAGUUAGGAAGGGAUGAUUAGCUGUCUUUUCCAUGCCCAUGUGGUCCAAGAGCAUUUAUGGAAACUUAGGCAACCUAUCUUAUAACUAAAAACCUACAUUAUGGCAGUGCUCAAAACCCUUUAAGAGGACCUUGUUUUGCUGGGAGCCAGAAUUCCUUAACACAGUGGUUUUCAGCCAGCGUGCCGUGGCACCCUGGGGUGCCUUGAAUGAUGGGCAGGGGUGCCGUGGGCAACACUGGCCUAUGUCCCUCCUUCCUUUCCUCCCUCCUCUGAUGCUCUCUUGUGUCUCUGCCUCCCAAAGGCUUGCACAGCUUUUAUUGCAGCAGCCCUGGCUAUGAGUGUCACAGGCAAAGGGUGCCUCAGGGAGGCACCUCUCUUUGGGGUGGGGGGGGCAGCUCAGAGACCAGGGAGUGUGGAGGACUCCCAAGGAGAGGGGAGAGGAGAGGAGAGGCUGAAGGAACACUCCACAAGGGAGGGUGUUUGAAAAAGGGCGAGAAGCUGCCAGCUCUGCAGGCAAGGGGUGACAUAACUGGGCUCCUGGGCUCCACAGGGGUGCCGCAGAAAAAAUGUAGUUGGUCAAGGGAACCAUGGACUCAAAAAGGUUGAAAACCUUUGCUUUAACACACUGCUUUUCUAGAUACGUCUUGCUCUUCACUGACACAUGGAUGAAGACAGAUAAAACAUACCUUAAUCCUCUGGUGAAAAGUUUAUUUUAUCCUAACAGUGGGAUAUAUUUAGCAUUGAAAAAUGUUUACUUCAGAUUGCCAUUGGUUGUAAAUAUUUUGCUAUUGAAUGUGAAUGUAAAGCUAGUAAGAAGUUCAGUUUUUUUUAAAAAAAACUGUCAUUGAGAGGGCGAUUAAAGCCAGCAGGUGGAACCAAAUAUGCUAUGUUUUCAGAAGACAUGCUGAAAAUGCGAGCAAAGAUACAAAAUAAAUUAUACUUAGUGGCUUUGUUUGGAUGGUGUUUUCACGCCCACUGCAGGGAGUGUGGGUGGGCUUUGGGAUUGUGUGCAUGCUGUCAUCCACAUGGAAAGUAAGAUAUGAUCCGGCACUGUGCUUGUUUGAUCUGAAACCAGAUUGUUCUCAACCUCCCCUUUUUUGUAAAGCUUUUUUAUUAUUUCAUUUUAUAAUUAUAUAAAACAGAGAUAACAAUUCUCAAACUCAUCUUUUUACCUAGAAUUGGCCCAGGUUGACAGAUCUUUAAGGGUAAAUUUAUUAUCAGAUCCAUCUCAGCGACAGUGGAAGAAGGCAUAUGUGAUAUUGAGGCCUGUUGCCACCUCCUGUAACUGGGGGGAAAAUGUUAUCUGAAUCAGGCCAGUGACUUAAGCAUAUAAUUAUAUGCAUAUUGCUUAUCCUUGUGAAUAUGGCAUGGGCUUAAUGUUUCAAGAAAACUGUGGAGAUGGCUGACAUUGAUUGGUUUUGGAUCUAUUGCUAUGAGCAAGACUUGCUAGGAAUGACUUGUGUAACAGAUUAUUUGCUAGUACAGUCAGCAUGCAACUUGCGCACAUUUAACUUGCGCUAUUGUAACUGUAUGUGGCAGGCAGCUGCGAUUGCACAAAUUAAAUGCACAGAAGGCGGAGAGCUUAAAAGCUUCGGGAGGCUCUUGUGGGGCUAUCAGAGAGGUAGGGAUGUUCACACAAAGUCUGUUCCAGGAUUGUUCUGACUAUACACGAUUUUGGCUUUACACACAAUCCCUGCAAGUUGUGAGUUUUAAAAAGAGGAAGGCAUUUCUGCCUCCACCCAGUGUAGUUUGUCUGUAUGCAAUAUACAUAAUUUUAAAAAUAUUUACACUGUUACAUGUACCGUAUUUUUCGCCCCAUAGGAUGCACUUUUCCCCCUCCAAAAAUGAAGGGGAAAUGUGUGUGCGUCCUAUGGGGCGAAUGCAGGCUUUCGCUGAAGCCUGGAGAGCGAGAGGGGUCGGUGCGCACCGACCCCUCUCACUCUCCAGGCUUCACGCAGAUCUCCACAAGCUGCGGAAGCCCGCUUGCGGAGAGUUGCCUGCAUGCCGAAGGCUGGGUGCACUGAGCUCAGCGCACCCAGACUUUGCGCGGCUCUCCGCAAGGCGCGGGAGCCUGGCGCUGGGCUCCUGCGGCUUGCAGAGAGUUGCCUGCAUGCCGAAGGCUGGGCGCCCUGAGCUCAGCACACCCAGGCUUCGUGCAGCUCUCCGCAAGGCGCGGGAGCCCGGCGCUGGGCUCCCACGGCUUGCGGAGAGUUGCCUGUUCUGGCUGCUGGGGUCAGGGGAAGCUUGGGCUUCCCCCACCCCAGCCCCGCACCUGGGGGGAAAGUAAAUUUUUUCCCCUUUAUUUCCCCCCCAAAAAAACUAGGUGCGCCUUAUGGGACGGUGCGUCCUAUAGGGCGAAAAAUACGGUAUUUAAAGAUUGCUGUUUUACUUUGCAAACUAACUUAUAACCACAUAUUUAUCUCUUUUAUUGAAACCUGGUGAUCAUUACUGACUGCAGCAGAAUAUUUUUCUGAUAAAACUGUUUUAAGGAAGAGGGAAUUCCUUUUGAAAAUGUAACUGUGCCAUGGUUUAGAGCUGUGCCGUUGGGAGUCUUACACCACUAUUUUAUUUUGAAAACAGACGUGCGACUCGGAUACUGAUGUUGACAGGGAGCUAGAAAUUACUAGAAUUAUUGGCUUGGCUUCCUCUGCAAGUGAUACAGAUGUGGUAUCCGAAUCUAGCAUGGGAGGUUUUUCUUCUACUAGCAAUUUAUCAGGUAAGACUAAACGUACCUUGAACAGUUAGUUUAGAAAUGAAAACAUUUUAUCCUCUGGCUACUCUGGUGUGCUUAAAAGCUGUAUCUUAAUGACUAACAUACAGUGGACUAGCAACUUGCGUGCAUUUAAUUUCCAUGAUCACAGCUUUAUGCUCUGGGCUGCCAGCCAGCUGCGAUGGCACAAAUUAGAUGCAUCCAAGGUGGAGAGCUUAAAAGCUCUUUCUACGCCAGGCUUUUGCAGUGAAGAAAGACCUUUUAAUCUCUCAAACUUGCUUACUGGGCUCUGGGAAGAUCUCGUGUAGGCUCUGGAGGCCUUCAUGAGGUCUUAUGGAGUUCUCCAACAUCUUACAGGAAGACUUCCAGAGAGUGCCUGAUCCAUGUGCCGUCUUCAGGGUUAUUCUGGCUAUACACAAUUUUGGAUUUACACACUAUCCCUGGAACCUAAUUUCCACUAGUCCUCUGUAUGUAGCAGACUUAGAAUGUUUUUAUUUUAAUCAUAGUAAUUAAGAAAUUCCAGCUUUAGCUUCAGUGAAAAGUCUGAAAAUGUUGUAGUGCUUUGUGUCCUCAACAGCAUGUCCAGAUUUGUAAAGUUAAAUUUUCAAGAGUAAGGGGAAUCUGGUUUAAGUGGAUUACGGUAAGUGGUUGCAGGGCAUAUGGAAAAGCAGUACAAAGGCUGAAUAUUUUGUACAGUUCAGAUGAGGGGGGUUGGGUCUGUGACUGAACCAGUGCUGAAGAUAAGAACUGGCCUGCCCGUGCGGGCCAGUCGUGUCCGACUCUAGGGUUGUGCGCUCAUCUCACUUAAGAGGCUGGGAGCCAGCACUGUCCGGAGACACUUCCGGGUCACGUGGCCAGCGUGAUGAAGCUGCUCUGGCGAGCCAGCACCAGCGCAGCACAUGGAAACGCCGUUUACCUUCCCGCUAUAAAGCGGUACCUGUUUAUCUACUUGCACUUAGGGGUGCUUUCAAACUGCUAGGUGGGCAGGAGCUGGGACCGAAAGACGGGAGCUCACCCCGCCGCGGGGAUUCGAACCGCCGACCAUACGGUCGACAAGUCCUAGGCACUGAGGUUUUACCCACAGCGCCACCCGCAUGGGGGAAAUUUUAGAGCGGCAUUUUUUGGUUCAUGGUGACAUCUGGGGGCAUAAUGUACACUUUUUUGGGUGUGGAACCAGUGAAAAUAUGUGUCCUUUAAAGAAAACUGGCUUGCUGUGCUUUUAUCAUUAUUUAGGCUGGUCAUUUAUAACUAAUCCUUAGGAUUCACAAAUGGAAAUUGAUGAGGUGACAAACCCGGAAAGUGUUCUAUCUUGCAAAUCCUAGCAACGUCCCAGCAUUGUGUGAUCUUGCUUGCUUGUAGAGUGUGCUUUUAAGACAUUAUUUUAAGAGUAUCUAUGUUGUAAAAUAAUUUUUUGUAGGUGAGUAGUAAUGGGACGGGAAUCAAAAAGGAUUCCUCAAACUCAGGAAUGGCAUAUUUUCACCAUAUUGCUUAGCGGCUGACAAAUGGGAGCUUAAAAUCUGUUUCUGUAACAAUUAGGCAUUAUGUGAUGCUUGGGGUUUUUAGAUGUUUAUAUCUACUGCCUGCCAGGUCAUUGUUCUCCACGCUGGCUGGUUGAAACCCUCCAUUUGGUGCAGUAUAUAGACGUUGUUUGGGAAGCCUAUUAAAUUCGUAGGCUGUUAUGACAUGUCUUAAAUUGUAUGUUGAGUUAGGUUUAAUGCUGACUGCCUAAUAUGCCCUGCAUAAUCCAGAACAAAUAAAAUGCAAAGCUGCUGUGUUAACAGGAUGGCUACGAAUAGAACACAAGGAUUAUUGUAAAUCAGACUGAAUAUGGAAUAAGCAGUAGAGUUUCUAUCAUCAGUGCUCUUGAGACACAGUCUAUACAUGAAAAAGGCGAAACUGAUGACUGAAAGGAUUACCUGAGGUUCAUGCUUUUUGUGCUGUGACUCACAUAUACACAAUAGACAUUCAAAGCAGCUCUUGUGUUUCCUUCUAAGCUUUUAGAAGCCAUGCAGUAGAGGGUGUUUUCUUAGUAACUAUUUUCAUUCGCUUUGUUCAGAGGCAGUAAAAGCAAAAUGAUACUCAGUGCGGUGGAGCUGCUGUUAUUAGUAAUUUUAACAAAUCACUGUCCAUACUGUCUUAUAGGAAAUGUGAAUAGUACAUAAUCGUUAUUUGGGGGGAAACGAGCGCACACAAAAACACUGUUGGGAUUGUCACAUGCCUGCAUGUGGUUUUUCUCUAAAACCUUAAUUGCAAGUCAUUUAUGUGAACAGGCUGCCGCUGGUGUGAUACUAUUAUUGUUAUGAAUGUUGUUGUUAUUGUUCAUAUUUGGGGUUGAGUAAGCUCUUCAAAAAUAGAAAGUUAGCAUGGCUUUCUUAUUAAGAGUGUUGGAUUAAAAUUGUGGAUUCCCUAGUCAGCCUUAAAGCUCACUGGAUCGCCUUCAGCCAUUUAACAUUUCUUAGCCCAACCUACCUUGUAGGGUUGUUUUGAAAAUAAAAGGGGGAGGAUAGUAUUCCAUGUACCUCCUUGUGCUCAUAUAAAAAUUUUCAAAAGGGCUUAGAAAUAAUAAGUCACAAAACUAUGAAUGCUUUCUUCACCUCUGUUUUUUUCCACAUUGGUAUUUUAUUUUGGAGUUACAUCUUCCAGUUACUUUGCAAAUAAGCAUAUACUUCACGUUCAUUUGUCUUAAAGCGGUGACUAGAGAUAUUUGAUUUCAAUGUUUUGUUAUAAAAUGCCUUCAUGAAUUUCUGAACUUUGCAGUCUUUUACUUUUUUCUUAUUAUGCAGCCUAACUUGUUACAUGUUUCUUUGCUGUUUAGAUAUUCCUUUUUGUUUUCAUAAGGAGUUUAUACGGCAUUAUGAGAAUGAUUCAUCGUCCCGAGCUGUAUAAAGAUACGUGGGUGUAUAGAGCUGGGAUAGCUCAGUUGGCAGAGCACAAGAUUCUUAGUUUCAGGGUUGUGGGUUUGAGCCCCACGUUGGGUGAAAGAUUCCUGCAUUGCAGGGGGUUGGACUUGAUGACCCUAAUGGCCCCUUCCAACGCUACAGUUCUAUGAUUCUGUGUGUAAGCUGCAUGUAGAAUACUGGCCUCCACCUGCCCUAUUAGCAGUAUAAAAUCUGAGUCUCUGGGAAUGAUAGCUGCUGAUUUACAUUCUUUUUAUGCUUUGUCUCCAAAAGGCAGAAGCAAUUAAAGUUUUUUUCUCUUCCCUUUUUUCAUCGUUAAAUUGUCAUUCAGCAAGCCUGCAAUUUACAUGCAUUUAACUUGUGUGAAUUCAGCUUUAUGUGUGUAGCAAUUUUUUAAAAUAAAAAUGGGUGAAAAGGGGACAGCCAUUGAACCCAAUGGGUUUUGACUAUACACAAUUUUGGCUUUUAGGCACGAUCCCUGGAACGUAACCCCUGCAUAAGUUGCAGGCUUACAGUAUUUCAUUGGCUGAAUUUUCCUGUAUCACUUCUGCACACAUUGGUGUGAAGUGAUCUUUUUUUGAGGUUUUCCUCUUUGUAAGAAAGCUUAUGUCAAUUUUUACUAGUUGGUCCACUUUUCUGCUUUAUUUUUAGCCAAGAACAAGGUUUACUCGUAUAGAACAGUUGUACUUUAAGUGAAGCUGCCUUUGCACGUAAUAAUUUGUUUUAAAGCUUUAAAGAUUACGUCAUUUCCCUUGCUAUCCUCCUGGCUAUGCUGAGAAGGGAAAUCUUUUGUAGAGGUGUAAUCUGCCGAUGUGCUUGCACACACCUUUUGAGCCAAGCUCUAAUUUGUGGUUUCGGCAGCUGUCUUUGUUCUUUCAUUCUCCAUUUCCCAUCUGUUUAGUUAGGAAAAUGCAUUUAUUGAUGUGAGAUGAGAUUUGCUCUUAAGAUUUGAAAACAACCUGCCCCCCCCCCCAAUCCAGACACACUAUUAAGUUUUCACUUGCAUAGGAUUUAAAGAGAAUUAAAACCCUUCGGCUUCAUUGCAUAGUUUGGCUCAGUUGCUUGAGCAUUGUAUAUGUCUGUUCUCUGCUUGUGGCAGAAUGUUAUCAAGCUAACUGAGCAGCCACUUGGUCUUGGAACGAAGUACAGUGGACACUCGGGUUGCGAACGUGACCCGUGCGGGAUGCACAUUCGCAACCCGCAGUGUUGGCAACCUUCGUCUUCACACUCGCAGGUUGCGAUUUGGCGCUUCUGCGCAUGCGCAAAGAGCAAUUUAGCGCUUCUGUGCAUGCACGACCACUGAAACCCGGAAGUAACCCGUUCCGGUUCUUCCGGGUUUCGGCGGUCUGUAACCUGAAAAAACACAACCUGAAGUGUUUAACCAGAGGUAUGACUGUAUGUUAUGAUAGGUUUUCAGUUCCUUUUUAUCAAUGAGUUGUACUCAACUAUCCAUGUCAAACUCAGUGUAGACUCAUUGAAGUUAAUGGAUAGGUUAGUAACAACUAAAGUCCGUUGAGUUCAGUGGGUUUACUUUGGGUAUGACUUGGUCAGGUACAACCUCCUUUGUAUAUUGAUCCAGUAUAGUCUGUAGUUUGGGCUAGCUUCCUUUUACCGUGCUUGAAUUAUUUCCACAGGAAAAUCUUUCUGGUCUGGAUCAGUGGAUGCUGGCUCAUAUUUACAGAAAAUGAAGAAAGGAGAGAUUAGAAUGUCAAUGCCGAUGACCCUGGCUUUCUGCUAUUUGGCAUUGCUCUGGUUGAGGGAAUCAAUUACAUUAUCACAUCUCUUAAGGUAAGAACAGUAUCUAAUAAAGUAUUUUGUUUUUAAAGCCUGCUUUCCAUUCUGCCUUUAACUAUAGCUUUUUGUAUUUAGGUAGAAUAAAAUAUGAUUAACUAAAUAGUUUUAUCACUUUUCUAGGUCAGUUGUGAAUAAGAAGAUUUGCUUUUUUACAGUGCUACUUUCCUAGAAAAAGAGGAACCGGAACUCGCGUCCCUUUUUCUCUUAGAAUGGCAGUGGCACCCACCUGAGAGGUGCUGGAACUGAGUUCCAGUGAGUUCUGGCUGGAGAAAAGCCCUGCUUUAAAAAAAUAAACAAACUCACAUUUCACCAGACAGUUGUUCUCAACCCUUCAUUGAUGCAGACAGUACAACAAUACAGUGGUGCCCCGCAAGACGAACGCCUCGCAAGCCGGAAAACCCGCUAGACGAAAGGGUUUUCCGUUUUCAAUGCGCUUCGCAGGACAAAUUUCCCUAUGGGCUUGCUUCGCAAGAAGAAAAUGUCUUGCGAGUCUUGAGAUUUUUUUUCCGCCCCCCCCCCUUUUCUAAGCCGCUAAGCCUUUAAUAGCCGCUAAACCGCUAAUAGCGCUAAGCCGCUAAUAGGGUUGCUUCGCAAGACGAAAAAACCACUAGACGAAGAUACUCGCGGAACGGAUUAAUUUCGUCUUGCGAGGCACCACUGUAUACUGUAUUUUUCGCCCCAUAGGACACACCGGCCCAUAGGACGCACCUAGUUUUUUUGGGGGGGGAAAUAAAGAAAAAAAAUUAUUUCCCCCCCAGGUGCGGGGCGGGGGUGGGGGAAGCUUCUGGGUGCAGGCAAGCUCUCCCAUGGCUAGCGGAGCGCUGCGUGAAGCCCGGAGCUUGGGGCGUGCUGAGCUCAGCGCGCCCCAAGCUUCUGGGUGCCAGCAAGGUCUCCGCUAGCCGUGGAAGAGCUGCAUCUCCCACGGCUAGCGGAUAGCUUCCUGAAGCCUGGAGAGCGAGAGGGGUCGGUGCGCACCGACCCCCCUCGCUCUCCAGGCUUCAGCGAAAGCCUGCAUUCGCCCCAUAGGACGCACACACAUUUCCCCUUCAUUUUUGGAGGGGAAAAAGUGCGUCCUAUAGGGCGAAAAAUACGGUAAUUCGACUAGUACAAAAAAUUAAAAUGAAACUAGCUGAAACCAACUGAAACAGCAGCAUUCACUAGUGCCUAAAUAGCCAUCAGAAUAAGUGUUUUCACUGCUUACAAAAGGAAUCUGGAGAAGUAUGCAUGUGGAGUUUAGAGGGGGAGCAUGCCACAAGAUGGACACUCUUCAACCUUUUCAAGCUGGGACUACCAUUAGCCUAACUAUGGAUUUAGGAACCCACAUGUAUCUGUCUGUCUGUCUGUCUAUCUAUCUACACACACACACACACAUAUAUAUAUACACACAUGCGUAUACAUAUACACACGUGCUGCAUUAGGAUAGGCCAAAUAUUGUUGGACUUCCCUGAUCGUUGGCUAUACUGGCUGGGACUGAUGGGAGUUGGGAGUACAACAACAUCUGGAGGGCCAGAGGUUUCCCAUCCCUACACAGUAGGCCCUGACCCACAAGUUGAAGACCAGUGGAAUAGAUUAACUUGGAGGCGGAGACGACGCAAUGGCACUUUCCCCCCGGUGCCAUUGGGCCGGCCCUCACUUAAAUACAGUGUGACUAUCUCACAGUACACCAGUUACACAAAUCUCUACAAAUUGCCCCAGAUUAUCUAGUGGGGGGACUUGUGUGAGGGAAAACUUAAUGAUUUGGAGUCUCAGGCAGGAUUUGAUCAAAUAAACAAGACAUAUUUUAUUAAACAUAGGAAGUUUAUGACACAGUGGGUAAAACAAAGGAUACUUCAGAUUAUAAUGUUUUUUCAGGUAACCGUUCACCUAAUAAUAUUUAUACUAAAUCUAACUGAUGUUAUGGACUCCUAAUCAAGCACAGCUUCUUUUAAACUUCAGUUGGCUUAUGUUCAGUUACUUUGCUUCAGGUAGAUUGUACAGGUUUUUAGACUAAAGGGUAAAUGCUCAGCUUAUUUCUAGUUAUUUCACUUCAGUUCUUUCUCAGUUGUUGCACAGCUGUUGCCACUUAAUACUUUGGUUCUUAAACAAGGUGGUACUUCCUGUCAGUUACACACCCCCUUUGAUAAACCUACUCCUGAGGUAACAGACCCAAGGGAUCACCACACCCCUCUUAACUGGUUUGGGAGACUUCUCUUUCAGGAACAAGGCCCUCCAGCUCUUUUAGGACUACAACUCCCAUCAUCCCUAGCUAACAGGACCAGUGGUCAGAGAUGAUGGGAAUUGUAAUCCCAAAAGAGCUGGAGGGCCAAGUUUGGCCAUGCCUGUUCUAGAAGAAUCUCUUCCCUCCUGACCGGAUUGAGUCCUAAGUAGACUUUAUCUUUCCAGCUUCUACUUCUCCUGGCUCAGCCUCAGCCUCCCAGUUAAUUCCUGGCCUAUUAUUAUCACAGGACACCACACACUGUCCUUCACACUAAGCUCAGAGACUUCUUUAUCUAGCUUUUGAUAUACAGUGGUACCUCUGGAUACGAAUGGGAUCCAUUCCGGAGCCCCAUUCACAUCCUGAAGUGAACGCAACCCACAUCUGUGGGUCGCAAUUUGCCGCUUCCGUGCAUGUGCGUGAGUUCAUUUUGACCGUCUGUGCAUGCGCGAGCGGUGAAACCUGGAAGUAACGUGCUCCGUUACUUCUGGGUCGCCCCGGAGCGCAACCCGAAAGCGCUCAAGCUGAAGCAACUUCAACCCGAAGUAUGACUGUAUUCCUCAGAGUGGAUGUUUCUACCCAGAACCAACUCUCUCCUCUCACUCCCUAUCUCCCAACCUAAAACCUGUCUCUCCAAAAACCUCUCCUUUUCAACUCCCUCUCCUGGAACCCCGGCCAAUCAGAAGCUGCCGUUCGCUAACCAUUUGCUGGCAGGGAAAAAGAAAAAGAAAACACUAGGUGACCCAAGCCUGCCCAGCAAAACAAACCUUUCCCUCACAGAGGCCAUAUGCACUUGGCUGGUAACACGGCUUUCAAAGUUGUGGCUGGCUACAUUCUGUGAUUUUCAACUCCUAACUAGCAGUGGCAAAUAUUUUUUUUUUUAAGUGUGAGAUCAAAAAUUAUCUACCCCAAUUUUGCAAUUUCUUAGGCAUUACAAGCUUAGUUGUGGACUUUGGCUUGGCUCGACAUUCACCCUUCCUUGUGUUUUUACAAGCUAAUCAAUUUAUGAAGAUCUAAAAACUGCUUUUUUUAGUUUGGAAAGUGCAGGCUUUUCAAAAUUCCUCUUUACUAAUUGACUAGAAGAAUAGAAGUCUGCAAUUGUCAGAGUUAACCAAAGGGCUAUUUCUUUCAAGCAUCCCCUUCUUUUUGCACUGAUUGAUAUUUCUGCAUAGACGUGCCCACUUCCAAUAAUUGCACACCACUGUUUAACAGUGCAAUAUGGAUGGGUUUCUACUUUUGCUCUCAUUAAUUAAAUAUAUUUUAAAUGUAAUAUUUAGCAGGGAUUCGUGAUUUCACUCAGCUGUUACGUUUUAGCUUUGUAUCUGUGUCUUGUCAUGCGUUUUGAACUAAAAUCAGUAUGUACAUCUUGAUUUUACUUCUACUCCUUUCAUUUAGGCUGGUAAUGGAUGGCCACAUCCCUUACUUGAAUGCUUAUAAAGAUUUCCCAGAGGAGAUGAAGGUAUAUGGGACGGACUGCAAGAUCUUCUAUGUAAAGGUGACCUUCAUUCAUCUACCUUCUGUGAAAAUGUUUACCCGUUACAUACAUGUAUGGUGGCUCUGAUGAAUUAAAAGUAGAUUUUUCUUACUGAUCUUACAAUUUCUGGAAAUGCUCUUUAGCCUCACUGGUUCCUCCCAGGCAUUGUCUAAUGUCUGUUAUUACUAUCUGCUAUUCCCCCCAGUGCUCUCACCGUUUAUUUAAUCUGUGGUAGUCAGCUCUUUCUUCUUCUUCUUCUUCUUCUUCUUCUUCUUCUUCUUCUUCUUCUUCUUCUCCUCUCUUUUUUGCAUUGCAGCCAUGUAAAAUGGGGAGCAUUUUAAGUUGGAGAGAUGGUUUUUCAAAACACUCCUCCUUUGAAUGAAUACCACCAGCACUGAUCAGCUGAUUCAGAGGGGCUUUCUCCAUUAGUGAGAAGGGUUUUACAUUAAAACUUCUGGUUAAAACAGGGUUCUCCCCCCGCCCAGUAGGGAAUACCGUAUUUUUUGCACCAUAACACUCACUUUUUUCCUCCUAGAAAGUAAGGGGAAAUGUCUGUGCGUGUUAUGGAGGGAAUGCCUACGGGUGGCGGGGGGAUCUGCUGCAGUCGUGAGCAGAGGAUCCAUGGUUCCCCUUCCUUCCCUCCUCCGUGGCUCGCUUUGAAACAGCAAAGCGGGAGAAGAGCCGCUGAGUGGGGAGGAGAGAGGGACAGAGAGCCUGCUUGCUUUAAAGGAGUAAAGCGGGAGAGGAGAGGAGCCGCUGACACGAGUGUAAGCAGCUCCUGUCCAGUUGGUUCCUUUAAAGCAAGCAGGCUCUCUGUCCCUCUCUCCUCCCCACUCAGCUCGCUAAAUAGCAGCAAAGUUUUUCAGCUUGCUAAGCCAGGGAUGAGCGGGGAGGAGGGAGAAAAGCAGAGCCUGCUUGCUUUAAAUGAGCAAAGUGGGAGAGGAGAGGAGCCUUCUCCUCUUAUACCCCUCUUCUUCAUUAUUAGCAGCAUCCUUCUCCACCCACCCCACGCAUGCUUCUUCUCCCCUUAAACCCCUCUUCUGUAUUAUUAGCAGCAUCCUUCUCCUUGUCCCUUGAGUGCUUUUCCUUCCUUCCCCACUUAAAACGUGGUUACAAAGCAUGGAUCCACAUGGAUCCUCAGGAUUUUUGCACUGGGUCACCCCAAAUUCACCAUCAGAUCACAUAACAUGUCCAUGGUUACAUCUUGCACCAAAAAAAUCACGCACCCACUGUUGCCUGGGGCCGCAGUGGUGCAAAAACGUGGUUACAAAGCAUGGAUCCACAUGGAUCCUCAGGAUUUUUGCAUUGGGCUACUCCAGACUCACUGUCAGAUCACAUGUCUGUGGCCACAGCAUGAACCACAAAAAUCAUACAUCCACUGUUUCGUUUAGAAUAUUUUUUUCUUGUGUUCCUCCUCUAAAAAUUAUGUGCGUGUUAUGGUCAGGUGCGUGUUAUAGAGCGAAAAAUACGGUAAAUUUCUUUUCUAGCAAGAGGUUUCGCCACUGCUGUUUUACAUCCUGCACCAUAGCUCUCCUUAGAUACAUCUACUGUUCUGCCAUAGCUACUAUGCCACUACUCCUACUUAGUUUGCUUAGUUGUGUUUUGGGGCACUGCCGUUCCCAUAGUACUUCAGAUUUGUCAGCACCACAUUGCAUUGUUAUGAAUAGUUGUGAACAGCAAGAAUGUGUGUUUAAGAUGUGCAGAGGUGCCUUUUUCACUCGGGAGAUAUACAGAGCAGGUGCAAACUUGCAAGAGUGAGUCACCAUCGCAGAGAAGACUUGAAGUUGAACCCAAUUUUGUCAGCUAGCAAAAUGGGGGUGCCAUGUUGUCCUUAACCUCAGGCAGCAAAUGUCUCUAGCCAAUCCCAGCUUCUCUUUCCACCAAGGCUUCUGAUUCUGUGGCUUUACUGGGGCAAAAACAUCUUUUAUGAUGGCAGGCAGCGUUGCUCAGCCUGUGGGCAGGAAUUGGGACACCCCACCCAUUCCACCUGGGGGGAAAGUCCUUUGUUUAUUGGGAGAUAUUCCUUUCUGUUCUCCCAACAUAACUUGGCCUAGUAAAAAUGAUUGCUGUACUUAUUUUUGUAAUUUACAUUUGGAUUCUAAAUUCUGAUGGGCACUUAUCUAUAAAUUCUGCAGCUCUCUGUAUGUUCAUUGUUUCAAGCUAUCUGCAAGUAAGUUCAAGCUAGCUAAAUGUUUAGUUCAGUUUUGUGACAAUUGCUUGUAGUUAGUGAGAUUUGUAUACAGUUCUUUUAAUAUACUGGAGGCAGCCCAUAUCCCCUGUGGUGCUCAUGAAAGGUCUCAGUAAAUAUGCCCGCAGAAAUCCACAAUGUAUAAGAGGCUGCUUGCUCUUCCUGGUCAGCUCACAUCUGCAGUGACUUGGUCGCUCCUACAUUGAGCACACCUCCUUAAACAUGUCCACAUUUCACUGGAUACCAGGACUGGAUAUCCAUCCAUUCCAAGUGGAGGAGAGGUACAGCCAGCUUUUUCUCUGUGCCCAAGUGUGGUGGUUGUUAGUAUAAGGGCCUUUCCCCUGUUGAUGGGGGAGAACAUCCACAUCAUUUUCCCCUGUUCCUUUUUUGUCUCUUCUGGAAGUGGUGACUAUUUCAUAUUACGCCUUCCCACCCCCACAGCAGCUGUUUCACGACUGGCACAUAUAGCACAUCCUCAAAAUGCUAUACUGUAUAUGCCCACUAGCCCCAAAGGGUUGACCACCCCUACCUUACUAUAUAGAUUGUUGGGCAUAUUCUAAUCCAUUCUAAAUGUUUGUAUACAAGUAAUAAAUAUUACCAUUUUCAUAGGAUAAUAGCUCUUUCCUUGUUUGGUCCACUGCCAUAGAAUUUCCAUGAAUAUUUGUCUUCUGUAUUAGAAUCUUGUAAAUACUGUGAGCAUAAAGUUUUUUUAUAUUAUUAUUAUUAUUAUUAUUAUUAUUAUUUAAUCAUUUUUCAGAUGUUUCCUAUACUUCAUGUUGCAUAUCCCUCUUAAAGUUCCUGGUGAAACUGUGUCUUGAAAAAGAUUCCCUUCAUCUGUGUUUACGCCUUGAGGUGCUGGAACUGUAGGCUAGAAACUGCGCAGCGAAAGAUUAAAAGCAUUUGAUACUGCUUCCUUAAAUGUUCUCCAGGUGUUGUUUGGGAAAUGGAGAAGUUGGGACAGCAUGGUAAUUAGUAGUCAUCUCCUCGAUGUGCCUCACCCUUUCAUUUCUGAUUACAAAUUCUUCCUUGGUGGCAUUCAGCACCGGCCACCUCACUGAAUAAAAGCUUCCAGUGAUGCUAUUGGAAGGAGCUGGAAGAUCUGAAGAAAGCCAUUUAAUACCAGAGUGAAAAGACUUAGGGUAGAGUCAUUCACAAAGCACAAAACUGUGUUUUGCUCUAGUGCUGUGGGUUAGUUAACUGUGUUAGCUCCAAAAUUCACUGGGUUCAUAAAUGUGUGUGUGGCUGUACACUCUCCUUUCCAAUUACUACAACCAGUUGCCUGAGGCUUCAGGAGGAUGAAAAGACUUCGCUAUUGCCCAUGGACCUCAUUUCUCUGCUGCUGCUGGUUGUAGAGAGAAAUUCAGGAGAUCCUUCCUCUUUGCCUCUCUCUCCUGAACUUAUAGGCAGUCCUCAAAACUAUAUUCCUUUCCUGUAGUACCCUGCUUCCAGUCCACAUUGACAUAACUAGGUCCUUGUUCACAAGGAAGUAAGGCUUUGUUUCCAAGCAGGUUCUUGUUUCACUCUUGGCCAUGGAGAGCAUUUUGGACCAUAACACCAGUAUCUGGGUUGUCUACUGGAAAGACACUUGCCACCUGUCCUUUCCAUGGAUUGCCUCUGAUUCCUACCUGCAUUGGACUCAAUGACACAGCCUGAUUUCAUGCCAGUUAUUCCUUGUAAUUGGGCAGAGAUGCUUUAGUGAGCCAAGUGAGUAAAGGUGGUGGUUAUGGACAGGCAAACAGGAUGUUCUGUGUCAGGUAGGGGUAUGUGUGUUGAAAUCAUGGUUUAUUUUUCUCAAAUAUGCUGCAUCUGGCUUUCAUUUUGCCAGAAGGAUAAUGAAGCUUUGAAGGAUGGAUAUAUAUUUUUUGAUAUAUGUCCUAUUUUACCUGUCGUGCCUAUUUGAGACUUACAAGAUGAAGCAUUUGAGUUCUCGAUAAACCCCUCCUUCUUUCGUGCCCAAAAUAGCAGCUUCCUCGUCUUUCUGGUUAGGAUUUGGGGACCUGAACCUCUUCUGUUCAAUUUCUCUCUUUCUUUUUGGAGUUAAUGAAAUUAACAGGUGCCACACAUAAGUAGCAUUUUAUUUUCUCUCUUGAAACAGCUUCAGAAAUGACAAUAAGCAAGGGUGAGGCUCUUUAAAAAGAGCUGAGGAGGAAGUUCAUUUCUGACAUUUAUUGUAAUCAGGUGUAUCACGGGAAUCUGCUGUUGUGUAACAGAAACUCUGGCUUGUCCUUACCUGCUGAAGUAUUGCUUAAGAGAGAAGGAAGAUAGGCUUACUGAAAUGUUGGUCAAAUUCAAACUAAUUUUGCUUUCUGCCAUUAUCUUUUAAUAUUUGUGAGUGAGAGAGAAGCUGAAUUAGUGUGUCAACGGGUGUGGCUUUAAAUGAUUCCCCAUAUAUACAGGGUGAGUCCUUUAGAAGAGGCCCCGUGAAUACAUAGUUCACAUGUUCCACGGGGCCUCCUUUAAAAGACUCACCCUGUAUAUGCCAGUUUAAUUAAUUGUGUUAUUCAAGCAGAUCUGCCUCACAGGAUUAUCCAGCAAACGCUUUUUUCUGUCGUGAAGUGUAAUCCGUGAUGAAUAACCCUAUGGGAUGCGGGUGGCGCUGUGGCUUAAACCACAGAGCCUAGGACUUGCCGAUCAGAAGGUCGGCAGUUCGAAUCCCUGCGACGGGGUGAGCUCCAUUUGCUCGGUCCCUGCUCCUGCCAACCUAGCAGUUCGAAAGCACGUCAAAGUGCAAGUAGAUAAAUAGGUACCGCUCUGGCGGGAAGGUAAACGGUGUUUCCGUGCGCUGCUCUGGUUCACCAGAAGCGGUUUAGUCAUGCUGGCCACAUGACUCGGAAGCUGUACGCCUGCUCCCUCGGCCAAUAAAGUGAGAUGAGUGCCGCAACCCUAGAGUCGGCCACGACUGGACCUAAUGGUUAGGGGUCCCUUUACCUUUACCUUUACCUUAUCUUCUAGCAGCAGAACAGAAUUUAUAUAUGAUUGUGUGAAUGAUUUAAACUCGUUUUCUAUGUUGAUCUCCUUGCUCAUGGCCUGAGAUGUACGAGUUGAUCUGUGGAGACUGUGGUUGGGGUGUGCAUGUGUAAGUGUGCACACCAUGAGAGAGAAAGAUAAGCCAUUCUUACAGUGUGUGAAUUGGACUGGUGAUUCCAUAUUCAUGCAACAUGCUGAUCAGGUUGCAUCAGCUACUUCAAGAUACAUUGAAGGUGGAUAGGGCAAGGGGAGGGCAUAGUCUCAGCGAAAUAUACGUUGCACAAGUACCCCAAUCUAAUUUCAAAUUUUCUAACUUCUCCCCCAGUCAAAUCUGGGCUUACCACCUAUACGGCUGGUGUUUCUUUUCCCACGAGAGCUUAAUUUCAUUGGUAUUGCCAGACAUGGCUGUUUCUGGCUCGGAGGGAAUCUGCUGCCAGUAUCUUAUCUCCAUAGCUGGGUGUUGCAUCUCCUUCACGAAUUGUUUAUUCCUUAGAGCAAGCCAGGAUAUUAGGCAGCUCUCUAAGUUAAGCUGUAGGCGGUUCACCCACAUAUUAGUUCUUUCCUGCCAUUUGUUGGCCCUUUAGUAAUCCCAAGGCACACCCUCCGUUCGUUACAUCACCAGGAGCAUGUGCUUCACAGAUGUUAGAAGAUAUGUGUCCACCCUUUGCACCGCUGCUCUCUCUAUUUUCUAAACAUUCCUUACCUCCUCUGUAUUCCCCCCACUGUUUUUGAGAAACUUGAAAAUUCAGUUAGUGGGAAAACUGUUAAAAAUUAAAUUUGUGUUUGCAGUAAUGCUAAAAAGGAAAGACACUCCAGUGUCAAUAAGCAUAUUAUAUUAUUAUAUUCAUAUUGGUAUGCUACUGUUAGCUACUUUACAUUUUCUUUUGGGAGGAAAAGGUACAGAAAAGGAAAUGAAAAUGAGUCCUAAAAUCUGUCUGAGCCUGCGCUUAUUGUGGUGAAUAUAUUUUUAUUCUUAUGCUAUCAUCUUCUUUCUCCAUGAACAUUUCAUUGUUCAUAAUAUUAUUUCUAUAAAUGCAUAUACUGCCUUUUAGGGAUAAAACCCUUUCUUAUAAGGUAGUGUAGGGUAAUAUUCAAGCUGUCUUUAAAGACAGCCUCAUAGACUGCAUUACAGCAGUCAAACCUUCGAAAGUGCAUGGGUAAUUCUUUUUUUAAAAAAAUCAGUCAAAUCACACACCCCUCCAGUUUUUAAAACCAGCAAAUAAUCCCUGUAUACUAAAUUCAGUUGGAAAUACAUGAUCGUUUCGCACACCCCACUUGAGUUUAAGGUUGUAUGGUACAGCUAUUGUUGCUCUGGGAGCGCAUUCUCAUUUCUCUGGACCUACUGCAAUUGUUGGUCAAUCAGGUGUCUGAAGCACUACGAAAAUCUGCCAGACCUGUUUGACUAGAGUCAAUAGCAGGACAUGGAAAAAUGUAUACAUACCAUUGAACGUAUUACAGUUCUUUUCAGAGAUAUGAAGGUGCUGUGAUAAGACCAUUAUUGCCCACACUUUUUCUUGUCCUGCUUCUUUGGGGGACAAAACACACCGACGAGGAAUGGAAUUAUCAGAUAUAAAGCUCCCCUUCUUUGUCUGAAAGAUAGAAAAUCCAAACUUCUGCCCUGUGUUAAAUACACUUGUUUCCAUUACUCUGCACCAAAAGCUGUGUCUUCAUGAUAGACAGAUUGACCAUUGUUAUCCAUUUAGCUGUAGCAGCAGUAAUUUCUUCUAGUCUUCUUUUCUUUCUUUUUUUAAUUUUAAGUUUAUUGUGUUGCUACAGCUGUAUGCGGUCUGGACACCAUUUUCUUUCCCACAAUGCUCUGGAUGCAGCGCUAGUUCCAAACCAUUGUUGCAAAGGGUGGAAAUGGCAGACACCACAAAAAUACAAUAGCCUCCAUUGGUAGCUGCUAUACUCUCCCUCCGUCUGCACCCAGUUCCCCAGUAGGAGCUAGGCCAAUGAGAAACAAGCUGUGGUGGUGCUGAUACUGCUCGUGGCAACAGCACAAUAAAGUUGUUGUUGUUGUUGUGGAGCUAGGCCAAUGAGAAACAAGCUGUGGUGGUGCUGAUACUGCUCGUGGCAACAGCACAAUAAAGUUGUUGUUGUUGUUGUUGUUGUUGUUGUUGUAAGCCCUAAAAAAAGCUACUACCAAUGGUGAAAAUAAAUUACCCCCACCCUGAGCCUGGUGGUUGCAAAUUUCACCUCUUUCCCUUGCUUCUCAAAUUAACUAAAUGGUUCCCACUUUCUUAAUCUAAAUGGGGUUGUGAAGGUGGGGGGGGGCACUUGGGUUUACUUCUGAUGUAGCAAUUUUAAUCCUUACAAUCCUAUCUGUUAAAGAAAAUUUCCAACAGAUGUAUGAAUUAGGCGAAAGGAUGUAAACACUAGCAGGCUGAAGGAAAAUACAAAACAAUUAAGGGGUAAUAAUGAAGAAGGAAUCUUAAUCUGAUUUGUAUUUUAGAAAUGUCAGUGUAGAAAACACUGAGUCACUAGGUCAUUGUUAUUUCAUGUACCAGUUUGGCUGUAAGUUUUGCAUUUGGCAGUCAAUGGCAAUAUUGUCAUUGCCCUUACAUAAUUGGCAACUGGUUGCACUGGUGUUGUUGCAUCAUAAAUUUCUGUAUCUACAAUAUUCCAGUAUUGUGUGAUACUCUUAAUCGCAUAUGUGACAUGUUUACUUUUACAAGUGAUUCUUGCGGGUGUUUUGUGAUAGAAAGUUGACUGGGUAUUGAAAUUCACCAGGUAACUCCCACCGAGCUAGAGCUCUGAAAUUUGACACACAUGUACCCUAAAAAUUGCUUUAAAAUUUCUGGAAGUGUUAUAUUACUUCCUAAAAAAAGGCUUUCCGGAUUAUUUAGCUCCAUAAAACUGAAUUUGAUGCAGAUGUAGCUCAAAGUUAUUAGAAAAGCCUGAAAAUUUGUCACUUUUUUUUUUUUUACUGCUAACCUUUAAAAAAUAAUAAUUGAGGCCUGAAAUUUAACUCAUAAGAGAGGCUGCUGGCAUUCCACUAACAGGGAGUCCCGCUGCUUUUUUACAUACUUGAAUUAAGCUUUAUUGUGUGUGUGUGUGUGUGUGUGUGUAAGUAAUACUUGCAGGAGCACAUCCUUUUUCCUAUCUUGAGGUACCUGUUGUGGGGAGAAUUGUGGGAGCAACACAUUUUCCAAGCAGUAGAGUGCAGGGAGGUUAAACAACAACAGCCCUCCCCACCUUGUGCUGGGCUGUCAAUGCAAAUGGGAGUUGGAGGACGUCAACAUCUGGAGGACAUCAUACUGCCUACCCCUGUGCUAUAUUGGUGUUCACUAAUAGAUGUACAGUGAAAAUCUCAGUAGUAUAGAUUUGCCAGAGGAGGCAUUGGAGUGGCUUUGGGUGGAGUAAGUUUGCUACUCCCCUGUUUCGGAACGUUCCAGUUCUGUUCUAAAUUAUAGGCUAAAUACAUACUUACCGUAGGUUGCCUUUUGUAUGGGAAAAAAUAUUCCUUUAUAAGGGAAACAGUACAGUAGUACUUGUAUUUGCGGGAGUAUUUCUCCCCCCCCCCCCAUGACACUGUCCAAAUAGUAGAAUUGUAAUCCAACACUUAGAAUUGUUUCUCAUCACCAGAUAAUUAAAAUUAAGCCCUGGGCUGUGACACAUUUAACAUAACGAUCUGUUUCGUUUUAAAUAAACAUUUUUGAAAACAAGACUAACAGCUCUUUCUUCAAAGUAGUUAAAAUGUUUAUAUGGAUGUUUGAGGAAAUAAUUUGGAUAGAAGCAUCAUUCCCAGUGCUGUAAUUCCCUCAUGUUCAUCUAGAUUAAAGGUAAAAGGACCCCUGACCAUUAGGUCCAGUCGUGGCCGACUCUGGGGUUGCGGCUCUCAUCUCGCUUUAUUGGCCGAGGGAGCCUGCGUACAGCUUCCGGGUCAUGUGGCCAGCAUGACUAAGCCGCUUCUGGCAAACCAGAGCAGCGCAUGGAAACGCUGUUUACCUUCCCGCCGGAGUGGUACCUAUUUAUCUACUUGCACUUUGAUGUGCUUUCGAACUGCUAGGUGGGCAGGAGCAGGGACAGAACAACGGGAGCUCACCCCGUCGCGGGGAUUCGAACUGCUGACCUUUUGAUCGGCAAGUCCUAGGCUCUGUGGUUUAACCCACAGGGUCUUAUAAAAUAGUAUGCCAUGGUGGGAUGAAAAGGUUUGGUGGAAGGGGAGGGCUGAUGACAAGUCAGAUGAGAAGGGGAAAUGCCCUUCUGAGGUGUGACAGUCAGCCAAAUAAAUUUGCCGCACCACAUAGCAUGCAAAUGCAGGAGGCGUGGUAUUGCUUGAAUAUCCAUGGGGGAUUUCUUGGGCUGGGUUCUGCUUUGCUGGUGGACCCCCAAAUAUUGGGUUACUUGUGCAGCUGGAUUGCUCCUGGAGGUAGAAGAGAGGCUGGCAAAAUGCAGAGUUAGACUAUUAGUUCUGAUGACACAUUUCUUGGUCCUGAUAAUGCAGUGCUCUUUCAGCUUAUGUCCUUAGAGGGGGCGGGUGGGACGGGACCACUUUGACAGCUUAUUCGAUUGAGAGAGCUAGUUUAGGGUUGCCAUAAACCAGGACACCCUGGAUUUUCUUUAGGAAAACGCCAAAGUUGUUGAGCUAUUUAUUUAUUUAUUUAUUUGCAGUGGUACCUCGGGUUACAAAUACUUUGGGUUACAGACUCUGCUAACCUGGAAGUAGUACCUCGGGUUAAGAACUUUACCUCAGGAUGAGAACAGAAAUCGUGCGGCGGCGACAGCGGCAGCAGGAGGCCCCAUUAGCUAAAGUGGUACCUCAGGUUAAGAACCGUUUCAGGUUAAGAAUGGACCUCCGGAACAAAUUAAGUUCGUAACCAGAGGUACCACUGUAUUUACAAAAACAUAACUUUUCAAAUUGACUUGCCUCAGAUCCAAGACAAAGCACCGCCCUUUGAAAAUUUCCCCCAGAUGUCAAUUCAGCCUUUGAAAUCCCGGUAAUGUCCAGUAAAAUCCUAAAAUAAUUGGGUGCUCAGUUUUUAUUUACAUCCUGAACAGGGCAUAUUUUUGAUGGUUAAUUUUUCUUUAUUCGAUAUUUAUAACCUUAUUCCUAUACUUCUUAUGUGUGGAAUACCAAGGAAAGCAUAUUCCUUCAAACUUGUAGCUCUCAUUAUUAAAAUGCUGCUUUGACUACCUAUCCCGAAAUGUCUGAAGACCGACGUAAACCCUGAUGUGCAACAGUCCUGUAAAGCAUGUAUUUCUUGUUUUUCAGGAAAAGCGCUUCAGGCAAAAAGGUUGCUUUUUAAAAAAACAAAACAAACUUGCUGCUCUGAAAGAUUGCAAGCAUAAUACAGCUUGUAGACAUUUUACAUGCAUGAGUAAACUUUUUGCUGGAGUUGUGUAUGCCUUGUGCUAUUUGUGGACUCCAGGGGAACCUGAGAAUGUUUUUAUUGUUUGUUUGUUUGUUUAAUUGGCAUUAUCAAAAAUGAAACUUUUGAAUGGAUGUCUUGUUUUCAGAAUGCUAAAUGCGUGGAAAGAAAGGAGAAUAUUUUUUGCUACGCCAUUAAUAAGCACUUUUCUCUGUAAAACCCAUGACAUCUCUCCCCUCCUUCUUGUGCUUUCUUCUGUAAUACACAUAUUCACAGAAUUUCCAUCAUGACAGAGCUGUGUUAAGAUUAUCCCAUCGAGACUGAAACAUGUAUGUGCUACUUAUAGGCACCUGUUUGUAAGUGCAAAGUUGAUGGUUAAUGUGAUCUUUUUGGACACAGGCAGACUUCCACAAAAGUUCUCACCAGAGGCAAGCAUCCUUGACUCUGUCGAGAAGAACACAGGUAAAGGUAAAGGGACCCCUGACCAUUAGGUCCAGUUGCGGACAACUCUGGAGUUGCGGUGCUCAUCUCGCUUUAUUGGCCGUGGGAGCCGGCGUACAGCUUCCGGGUCAUGUGGCCAGCAUGACUAAUCUGCUUCUGGCGAACCAGAGCAGCGCGCGGAAACGCCGUUUACCUUCCCGCCAGGGUGGUACCUAUUUAUCUACUUGCACUUUGACGUGCUUUUUGAACUGCUAGGUGGGCAGGAGCAGGGGCCGAGCAACAGGAGGUCACCCCGUCGCGGGGAUUCGAACCACCGAAGAACAUAGCAGCACACAAAAGACCCCCUUCUCCCUCAAGGCCACAGCAGAUUGAAGGGACAAAAGACUACCUCUUCCUCCAAACCUUCCGGCAUGUGUCAGAGAAAAUUGGGGAGAAGAGGAGGUUGGUGGUAACAAAUAAUAACUGCCUGGCAAUCCAAGACAAUAUUUGUGGGCACCCAGGCAAUACAUUACCCCCCCCCCCCAAGCAAUGAGAGCCUAUAUGUUUGGGAGCAGAACUCUGCUUGUGGUUGUUAGGAUCAAACUCAAAAUUUCUGAAGUGUUUGUUUGUUUUAGAUUCCAAUAGUAUUUUUCAUGUUUUAAGUUCAGCAAACUGUUCUACACUUGCAAAUUCUCUUUCCUUUUUUUUGUGGUUUGCUGUGGGGUGAAACCCCUUUUCUCUCUCUUAUUGAAGUGAGGCCAAAAUCAAACAAACCAGGUUUACAUUUCAAUCUUUAUAAUGCAACCUGUAACAUACCCUGAAGCUAUCAGAAAAUAAGUUUGAUUGAAAUGAAAUAUUAUUCAUCCAUUUAUAUUAGAAAAAUGGUUAUUGCCUUCUCUGUUCAUAAAGUAAUAUGAAUCAGUGCAUUAAAAACCUAAAGGUACACUUUGAAAUAAGUUUUCUAAAGCUUUCUAGAAGUUUUAGGAUCACGUAGGUUUGCUUUAACUUGCUUUUCAGCUAACUGUGGUAUGGAUGCCUUAUCCUUUGGCUUAUGUUGUAAAUAGGACCUUGUGCCCAAAAUAUUCUUCAAAGCAGUUAAAAGCAGCAAUGCUGUGUAUUUACAGGGCUAAAGAGGUUCUAGCUUAACUGAUAAUAGAUCUCUUUUUGGUUUUUCCUGUUGUUGUAUUUAUGUUUUCAUUAGGUGUUUCUCAAAAGAGCGAAGAAAGUUCCAGGUUAAAGAACAACUCAGCAUAAUGCUUGGUGCUUUGUGGAGUCACCCAAGAAGCAGCUCAGAUUUCUAUAGAGGGCAGAUGUGCUUUCGGUCAAAUGAUGACACUUAUUUUCGAUUUUGUUUUCCAGUCUUGGCCUGCGUAUGAAGAUGUUCACGAAAAGACGCAGGCCCUUGCUGUAUACCUGAAGCUACCUUGUUUUCCAGAUAUAGCAGAGGGCAGCUUCCUUCAUCCAAACAUUCUGUGCAUGAAGUAUUUGAUGGAAGCCAACUUACCUGGUAAGGGCAUGUGGGGGAGGGAUGUGUUUUGUAACACCCAAUUUAAUGUUCACCCUAUUUUUCCCAACGAACAAAAAUUAUACAUUAUCAAGUCCUUUUAAAUAGCCUUUACUGUGCUAAUGUCGAAAGCACAUUCCGAUUUUAAUAAUAAUAAUAAUAAUAAUAAUAAUAAUAAUAAUAAUAAUAUAUUUAUACCCCGCCCAUCUGUCUGGGUUUCUCUCCAUAUGGCAAAUUCGGAGUUUUUCAUGGACCUCAAGUUGGUAGUGGCAUGGGGACUCCUAGGGCUUUAUAUUUGAAACUCAUGGCUGAUGCUCUAAGAUCUGUCAAACCAAAACAAUGGCUCAAAAUUUAUGAGUGAGCCAGUGUGGGACAGCAGCUUGAGCACUGAACUCGCAACUGAGAAAUACAGGUCCAGAUCCCUGCUCAGUGAAGAAGCACAGAACAGGGUUUCCCAAACUUGGGUCUCCAGCUGCUUUUGGUUUACAACUCCCAUCAUCCCUAGCUAGCAGAACCAGUGGUCAGGGAUGAUCAGAAUUGUAGUCCAAAAAAACAACUGGGGACCCAAGUUUGGGAAACCCUGGCAUAAUAGAUAACUUGGGAAAGUGACUAUCUAUUCGCCGAGCCUACCUCACCUGGUUGUUGUGAGCUCAGUAGACAGAAUGUAUGCCUCGUGGGUGUUGAGUUAAGCUUUCAAUUAACCUCUUCCCUGGUACUGUACUAAAAUAAUUAAAACAGUCACACUCUAAACCUUUUUGGUAUAUGAAAUCCUGUUUCUGAAUCCACUAGAUAUGAAAAUAAAACUUGACUAAAUAUAAGGACGGAUCAUUUCUGCAAACAUGUUACUUUCUUCACUGUCUCUUCUAUGUACCUUCAUAUAGACACACAUUCAUCUUCUUUUUAUUACAAGAAGGAGUUCAAAUACUUAAUCACUAGGGCAGCAGCAGAAUUAAAGGAAAGUACUAAAUGUUUUCCAGACACAUCUGCUUAAGUUUUAAUAACACAGCAUGAAAAAGAAGGUUGUGAUCCUCUUUACUGCUGAGUCAUGUUAACAGAACAAUUAAAGUCACUUAUAGCUGACCAUUUGAUUCUAUCCAAUCACUCCUCGGAGAAAAUGAGAGUCAUGGAAGAAAAAUAAGGUGUUCCUCAGUAUUGCUGGGUUCCUAAUAGUACACACCUAUGUAGGUUCGCUAAGAAAUAAGUCUCAUUAUGUUCAACAUGACUUCCUCUCAGGUAAAAUUGUGUAUAGGAUUGUACAUUUCAUGUCUUCCCUUUAGAUUUCAUUACUUUCCCUUUUACUAUGUAUUUUUAAUGAAACAGGAUUUUUUAGGUGCUUAAGUGAACAGGACUAUUGUUCUUAAAUCACUUUGAGAUAUAUCGUAAAGUUUCCACUACAAUAUAUGUAAUGUUUCCUGUUGAAACAUUUUAUUUUGGUCAUAAUUUUUGGAAGCUGUGGUUUGGAUCAGAGUUGGAUCAUUGUCAACCUUUAGUAUCCGAACCAGACUUUCUCAAUUUUGGGUCUGUAGAUGUUGUUAGUCUACAAUUCCAAUCAUUCCUAGCUAGCAUGGCCAGUGGUCAGAGAUUUUAGUUCAAGAACAUCUGGGAAAGACUGGUUUGGAUACCAAAAGUUGACAGUGCUCUUAGAAUUCCAGAUUUAAUAUUCAGUAUUAAUUUAUUCUUAGACUCUGCAUGCUGCUGCAGUAAUCAUAUUCAAACUUGCAUAACCUGCUGCUUACAGGUGAGAAAAUAGCCUAGAAAUAUGAAUAUAAAUAAACUAGAAUAGGAAGCAGGCUGUGGCAUGACCCUUCUCUUCUGCAGUGGAAAUUCCUCGCUCAUUUCAGCAUUAAUUAGGGCACAGUGCUGUUUGUCCCAUUGCCGGUAUUAAUCAUGGUUAGCUUUUAGCCAAGGAUUGAACUGUUUUGUUAGUAUUAGCUUUGGUUAUACCAUGAUUGAUGCUGAUGAAGGAGGGAGGGAAAUGACACAGCAGGGACGGAGUAGGAGCCCUGAACUUACUCAGUCUUAAAACCAUGUUUAAGAGAAUUAGGACUGCUAUGUUAUAAUGCCAGUCCUGCACGUACCUUUUGAAAAUUGCAAAGCACAAAUGGAUCUGAUUGAGGAAGGUUAUCCAAUCAAAGUUAAACCUUGUUAAGUUCCAUUGUCCUUAAUGCAGCACAGAUUAAAGCAGAGACUUAAUGUUCCAACUGAAAUUAAUAACACUUUGCGUCCUAAAUUUGGGUUGGAUCACAUCUUCACAUACAGCAAAAAUACGGUUUAAGUAGUACUGCUACCACAGAUCAAUAGGUUGCCUUGUAUUUUAACAUUUGUUCUUUUAAGAAAAGGUGCAUUUGUACUUCUUUUUUACGCCACUUUAACUGUAGCUACAAUCUUCACAUUGCUGUACAGGUGUCUUCGAAGACACAAGGAACACAAUUUCUUACUUUUCCAGUUUAGCAAGGAUGUCAUGAAUCAACUACCUCAUCAGAUUCCAGAGGGGUUGUCAGUAUACUCUGAAAUACCGCCAGCAUUCACCUGCCUAAAUUGUUGAUUCCUUUCCAUAAGCAGAAACAGUUCGUACACCUCACUGGUGACCCCGUUUGAAAGUAAAGCUUUCCCCCACAAACACAAUUGUGCACAUGUACACUUAAAUGACUAAAACAUGCUCAACUAAUCUACUAGGAGUAGAGCAACACUCACAUGUCUAUUAUGAACAAACAAAUAUAAAUAAGAAAAUGUACGAUAAGAAAAGUUAGGAAAUAUGAUUAUGACUGUGAUAUGGUUUUAUGAAAUAAUGAUAUUGGAAACUGCUAUAUAUAAUUACUAAGAAAUUCAGAUGGAAGAGAUUUGAGGAAGUCAAAUAAUAUGUUUAUGAAGAUGGAUCUUAACUAAUUAAUUAAAUGUUAGUGUAGUGAUGAUUUGUUGUAUUUUAUGGUCUACAUGUUUUCCUUUUUCUUUUUUCUGUUUCAUUCUUUUUCCUUUAUUAUUGUCAACUUUUUCUUUUGUUAUGUCUAUGUAUGGAAAAUAAUAAAUAUUAUUAUGAAUAUUAUGAACAAACAAUUUUUUUGUACCUUUAAAUACUUGCCAGCCGUGGCAAGACCUGGUGGAAGAGUAUUGCGAGCCAAAUGGGGAGGUCUGGCUAUCCUUAUUAGGUCUGGUUCCCCACCAUUGGACUGGAUAAACCUCCAAGGUUCGUUCCAACUCUAGUUCUUUGUGUUGGACUUCCAUAGCAUUUGAAGUUUAUCCUCCUCUUAAUUCAGAUGAUAUGCACAAGUGGGCGUGCAGAGUGGUUAAAAAAACUGGCGUUGGUGAAAUGGACUUCCUGACACUUCGUCCUGAGAAUAAAUCAGCUCAGAAUGUGAAAUACGAUAUUCUUGCCGUAGCUGUGGUGAUCGUGGUGCUGAAAAUGCUGUUCUUGCUGGAUGACCAUUAUGAAUGGUAAGUGUGUGCUGCCAUUAUAACAAACGCAAACUUACCGACUUAUUGCAGUCCAGGGCCACAAAAAUCCUAGACUGCUAUUUUUAUUACCGCUAAGGACUAGCUCAGUGGUUCUCAAAGGGUGUGGUGCGGCAGGAGAGGAUGGCAAGCGUGGCAGGAAGAUUUGAGGACAAAGAAAUGCUCAAACAUUUCAGUGCAGUAUAGUAUCAAAACAUGGUUUUUUUAAUUUGCAAAAUAUGGCUCGAUAUCUUUUCAAAAUGAGAGUAUCAAAUGGUACUGAGGACAGUCCUAGGUUGUGAUCCAGAAUCGCCGUUUGAAUAGAGUGCUGGAGAAUAGCAUUGGCUGUUCUUCUGCCGUUCUCCAACUCUGACCAAUAUGAAAGAUCAGAAAAGAGAAAGGCUUCUUUGCAUUGAUGAGGAGAUGAGAGUUCAUUGGUCUCAAAUUAGACCUAAUAUAAAUGACAUUACCUGGCAAAAGCAAGCUCACACCUCUCAUUGAGUUUGUAUAAACAUAAGAGGCUUGUUUAUAAUUAUCUUUUGGGAAUGAUUCAUCUUCUUACGUAGCUGCAUCGUUUUAUACUUUCUGGCUGUCCUGUGUUCUUAUGAUAAAGUAGUUGUGUUUUGUGGUGUGAAUUAAGCACUGCUGGGAGUUGUUUCUUUUUGUUUUCCAAUGUAUUUCUUAUCAAUGAAGAAAAUGGUGUGAGAUGAGUAAACUUUAAUUAUGGAAGUGUGGCCCAGAGAAAAAAAGUUUGAGAAUCAUUGGAAUAAACAAAUGGAACACUGAAUAAGAGAAAUAUAACAUAUUGCUUCCUUAAUAUUCAAUUUGUGUAUAUUCACAUAGCAUCUAGAAUCCGUUUUGCCAUUUCCCUCUUGGUCAGGCAGAAUAACUCUGCAGCACAGCUCUGAAAGGGUCUGGUCUUAUUUGACAUAGCAGUGGUUCAAAUGUUACUUAUCCCAGUCCAAUUUGCUUUAAGCUGUUUUCGAUGUCGUAUUUUUAAUUUUUGGAACCCUAUGGCUAAGGAAGGGUAGUAAAUCAUCCUCAUCCUUGUAAUGUGGAGGCAGAAAAGGAUGUGUUUCAAGCAGCGAGGGUUGCAAUACUUGUGUUGUGUUGAUCACAUGAGUGUCCAUGUCAGUGUUGAAACCCAUCCCCCCCACCAGAUGACAGUAGAUUCUUGUAUGAAGAUGUUCCAUGUAAGUAAAGCCCAAUGGUGUCAUGACCCUGGGGUCCGACUUCCCCUCUGGGGGAUGAGGCCAAGGAUUUGAAGAAAUAAUUGGAGGGUAAGGGUCUAUAUCCUGCAGACCUAGCCACUAUGGUCCCCAGUUAUCCAAGAACUCCAACAUAGGAGGAGGCCAUUCACAUGGGAUGAGCAAGGUUUGAACCAGCCCUUACAAUUUUAAAUUUUUAACCUAAGAGAUAAGGUCUUUGGAUUCAUUAGAGUGGCUCAGAUUUAAAAUAUGCUUGAAUAGUUUGAAAAAAUGGGGACCAUUUUUUUCAAUUAAAAAAAACCCUCUGAAUCUGUUGGAUAUAUUUUCAGGUUACUAGCAGACUAUGCCGAAGAGAGAAACAAAAGGAAAGAAGAAGGUACCAAAUACUUUAGAAGAAGCUUAGUAUAAGUUUUGCAUUGCCAACUAUAUUUUAAGAUGCUAGCGUACAUGCAAGACAGUCGUGGAAGCUCUUUCAGUAGAGUAUGUGAAUUGAAAAGAAAGUGUAAGUCAUACGAAUGUAUGAAAGAGCUGCCCAAAUCUACAUGUGAAAAAGGAGCUUUUUACAUUUGCAUGUGGCUUCCUAGCAAUAUCUGAAUGACUGUAGUCUCUUAAUUUUUAGAUGCAGAGGUUGCAUAGCAAAUGAUAGAAACUGACAAAGGCUCAGUUUCCAGAAACUCCAGUGCAGAUGUAAGAUAGCUCAUCCUUCAGUUGCUCUAAAGAGAUCAGGGACCGGCUGCAGGAUCACAUUCUUCCUUUCCUCUGUUCCUCUCUGUCCUCAUGCCUGUUGCCCUAACGUUUCCCAGCUGGCUUUAGCCUUCUUUAAACCUAACUAGUUUUCUGUUAACUUGGGUAGAUCAUUGCUGUAUUCCCAACUAUGUAGUAACGAUGUGGUCAGCAGUAGAUCUAGUCCCUCAAAUAAGUCUCACAAGAUGGUGUAAGGCAGAUCAUUUGGUUUGAAUCCCUCCUCCCUUGGAGAACAUCCAAGAAGAAUUGGAUAUCUGUUCAUACAAAUAUGCCCUUAAAGCUGGAUAUCCUAGAAUGCUGAAAAACGAAUGCAAUACUUUUAAUCGCAGCUUAACGAGAGUCAGUAUAGUGUGGUGUCAGUGUUAGAAACUGAGAUAUGAAAGCUAAGAGCUAAAUGGCACCUUAAAUGGCACCUAGGCUAGGGAUGCAACAGCCUAAUGUCCAGGCACAUUUUUUUAUAACAAGAAUACAAAGUUGAAAGUGAACUGCAGCUAAAAGAUUAUGUUCACUUUUCACACUGUCUAGUCCUCCCCCUAAUAUUCUUAAGAGGGUCUCUUCUCCAGUCUUCGGAGAGUAGCUGGAAGUGGGGAGGCAGAAAAAGGUCCUCCUUUCCUUCCGCUCUGCAGUUUUAAUCUGAAAUCUUAGGCGCAGUACUGUACCCAGAGCUCAGGAACCACUCGCGCUAAUGAAAUUCCCUGUCUCAAAAUGUGCCUAGAACAGUGGGAGUUUCGAACCCUGUAUGGUGUAUGUGGAAUUUGAUGUGGAGCUUUCUUGGUCUUCUCUUAUCUUGCGCAGAAAUAACGAGGCCACGCUGAUUUUAAAUUCAUUGAAAGAAGGAUGGAAUAAAAGUUAAAACUUAAUUCGUUCAUUUUCACUACAGGCUGUCCAGUGUUUGAUAUUCGGAAAUGGUACCUAGUUGUAAAGAAUGCUCUGGAUGUGGAGCAGAAGAAAUUUAACGAAGGAAGAAUCAGGUGUGGUGUUCAUAGGCUGACAGUCUCUGAUUUGGGUUGGAGAAAUUAAAAGGGUAUGAUAGCAAUGGGCAGUACCUGAAGAUAUGAAUUAAAAUGGGUAGACCCAUCUGUAAUGUCUUAGGAAAUCUCUCUUUGUAAAUGUUUUUGGUGGGUUUUUCUUUUUACUUCUGAUACCAUUGCUGACAUUUAUUUAUUUAUUUAAAGUAAAAGGAAUGGGAGGAAUAUUUUGAGGAAUGUAUGGGGAAGGCUUCUGUAGAAAGUAGCCUUGGUGGAGAGAUGAUUAAGCUCUGGUGGGAGGGGAUUUAGCACCACACUGCUAUUUCCCCUAAGUAGCCGCAGUGGUAUUAAUGGAAGAUAUUUCACUUUUGGCAUUUUUGGGGUGAAUGGUGAAACCAAACAGGUGAUUGUAUUCAACUGUUCUAUAACAGGUUUAGAUCAUAGUUAAGGAUAUGGUUGUUGUGACGAUAAUCCACCGUGUGUUGUCUUCUCUUUCCUCCACCCCCAAAUAUUUCUUUUUUCUUUUUCUUUUCUUUUUUUGCAUCUUCAGACAUUUAUGGAGAUGUGAGAAGCCACUAUUGUUUUUUGUCCACGAAACAUAUGCUUUCCUCAAGAAAAGACGUAAGUGAUUCCCUCUUCCUUUCCUCAAACAUGACUCUUCCCCCCUCCCCAUAGGUUGAAUUCAGUUCUUAAGAACCUGGCCACAUCUGAGGCAUAGGGAGAAAGGGGACUGGGAUUCUCAGUCUGGCAAGGAAGUAGGAACAGAACUACCAUCUGCCAUUAAGCCUUACACGGCUCAAAUAUGUAAUAUUGAGCCAUUCUCCCAGAAAGCAUUUUGGAAUAUUCUUGAGGCCUUCCUGACUCUGCUUCCUGCGCUGUAAAUACGGUAGAUUGACAGGUGCACUCUGGGGAAAGAGAGGAACCUGACAAAGACAAUGCUAGAGUUCCUUUCAGAAAGAAAGAAAGAAAGAAAGAAAGAAAGAAAGAAAGAAAGAAAGAAAAGGCCGGCAGGCCACACUCCUCUUUUUCCAUAUGUCAGUUCUUCCCAUGUGAUGUGUACAGCUGUUGGAGAUUAUUUAAACUUUCCAUUAAAGUUCCUGUCAUGAGACACCCAAAUUCUUCAAAAAGAUGCUACGUUCUGAUAAUUUUUUUACUAUCACCAGAAUUACUAAGGUUUUUGGAGAAUAACUUAUAUACAGCAUUUGGGUGUGCCUUGUGAAGUUUGCUUCCUUUAUAAAAGUCUUCCAGCCUUUAUUUCUUUCUGAAACAGCCUUUAAAAAUUUUUGUGGCUCAUUGUUACAUUUCGCUUUGUACAGAAAUGGUAGUGGACCUUCAAAGGCAGUUCCGAACACUGUCUGGUUCUGUGGAACCUGCUGAGAAGCGGAGCCCCUCAAGUUUCCAGCUAAACUGGACUGAGGAAGUAGAUUGUUUCCACGGGCACAGCCUGGUUGGGAUUUUGCAACCAAAAGGCGACACAUUAACAACUCUGAACAGAAAGUAUUGGUUGUGUACGACUGCCCUGUGCAAACGGAAGUAAGUGUUUGACAUCCCUGUAGAAAAUGUGUGCUAAAUGUGUUAGCAUUUGUAGAAGAAGAAUUGUAGAAUGUGUUGACUUGAAUAUAAUAAUACUAAUACUAAUAAUUUAUUAUUUAUACCCCGCCCAUCUGUUACAUUAUGCUGCCUUUCAGGUAUCCUACAUUUUUGCCUUUUUAAAAAAAAUUAUUCAUCACCAGUUUGGAAGAAAGAUACAGUAUUAUGAACAAGAACAUAUGGGAGAGGACAUUAAAGUUAGCUUAAGUAUAUUAAUCACAACAUCCUUUAAUGAUAGAUUUCUUGUUGAACAAUACAUGUUAUUCUGCCAGCAGGCAGUGUGAGGUGGAAGACAUGAGAGAGAGAGAGAGAGAGAGAGAGAGAGAGAGAGAGACCUAAAAGAUUUGCAUACAUGCUACUUUAUUGCUGGAAGGAGAACAGAAUUCAUGCAUUCAAGUUAUGAUUCUGGCUGCUGAAAAAUUUAAUGUGCUGCUUUUUGCCAGUUCUGUAGUGUUAGCGCUUUGAGGCUGUGCUGUGUCAAACCUUUAUUUUAAAUCAGAUUAAAAUGGGAUUCUGAGUAGCCUUUCCUAUGGUCAGUACCACUAUCAUUCUUGAUUGUGGCUACGUCAGAUAGAGAGAUUGGCUCAGGGUACAAUAUAGAGUAAGCACUUACAAAAAAACCUUAUUGGGUAGUAGACCUAACCACAUGAAAAGGUAGCCGGUAGACUGUGGCUAUGUAAUAAACCCAGAUUACCUAGUUCCUUUCUUUCUUGCAUUUCUAAGUGGCCCAGGUGUUGGUCACCUCUGUAGUACGCACUUAAAACUACCAGCCAGUAAAGCUUUUAACCAUCUUCCAUGGUUAAGAGAUCAGAAGUAGAUUUUAGAAUUGUGAACCUCAUUUUUGGAAGAAGAACCAAAACGUCUUUUUUGCUUAAAAAGAUCAAUUAUAUAUACUUCUAACAUCCUCUUGUAAUUUUCCACAUAAGUUAGAACCAAGAGAGACACAUUUGGACUCUGGAAACGUUUGUCAAGAGAAACUUCCUUCUCCUAAUUGACAGAAGCAUGUUUUCCUUACUUAGUUCUUAGUACUGGUUUUAGUCUGGUACUGCUCUUAAACCGAUGCCCAGUAUAUUCCAGGGGCUAGAAAGCUGGAGAUAGGUGUUUGUUUCAUCUUUUGUAUCCUGCCGUUCUAUCAGCAAGAAUCAAAGUGACUUCCAAUGGAAUAAGACAGCGUAAAAUAUCAUCUAGGAAAGACUUGUGCAACUGAGCUUCCUUUCUCCUCUCUUCUUCCCUGCAGCCUGUCAUGCACCCUCAAAUAUCAUGCACCCUAAGAGUCUGCACCCAGAUGCUUGGGUGGCCCUGUGAAGCAAAUUUUGGGGUCAUGUGGGGAGAGGAGAGGAAGGAGAAGUCCUGUUGUGUAAUCAGAUUGCUGCUGCAUUGGAUACAGCCCCUAACUUCUAAUUCAGGCACACAAACAGUAGCACUGUGGCUUCUUAAAACCCAAACAGCUUGGAGUCUGCUGUGCACACACACACACAGCUGUUUACGUAAAGCAAUCCACUGGGUGCUCAUGAUGGUUGGAAGAGCGAAACCAGCAAAUUUGCACAAGAGUUAUUGAGUGCAGCUUGCCAUGUGUAGCAAACUCUUUGCCGUUUAUAUUUUGAGCAGCUCCCACGCCACACAUUCCACUGCUUUGUGUGAACAGGGCUUUAGAAUGGGUUUCUUUAAAAAGUAAGAAUCGGGUUCAAGGUCUUCCGCAUUUGUGAAUUCUUUGUACGACCGUGCCUAAGUUUCUGUCUCUUUGAGAGUGAGUCGCCUAUCUUUAAAGCAGGGAUCAUGAGGCUCAUCAAGGUUGUUCACAAAGCAAGCAGAGCAAACACUUACAAAACACUUUGCAGAUUACAAGUGCUGUCUAUAAAUGCUUAGCUGUAGUGGUACAAGAAGAGCUUGAAUAAUGAUAGGAUGUGUACCCGUUUUUCUGGAUGUUGUAAUUUGGAAUAAAUUUGUGGGCUGUUUUCUAUUUUUUCCCCCUUUUCUAGGACGUGUGGUCAUUUGGCAUACUUUAAAGAGUCAAAUUUUCCUCAUUCCUACCAGUUUGUUUUAAAUCUGUUCUCCUUCAUCCUGCGGGUGAAGCCCUCUCUCAUCCAUGAAGAAGUCUGCGCGAUUGAACAUAAACUCUUCUAUACAGAACUUCGUAAAAAAUCCAUACUCUCCAAAGUUUGAAAAGGUGGAAAGCUUUAAAAACCAAAGACUUAUCUCAAGAGAGCGAAGACCUUCAGUAAGUGCAAUAACCUAUACGGAAAAUUCAUACUCAUUAAGUGAGAUUUACUGACAUCAUCACAUUAAGACAGAUGCAGCUGCUCUGCAAUUUGUUCGUACUUCAGAUGUCACGUUCCUAGUCCAGCUACCACAGUUUGUUGGAGCAGAAACAAAUGCCACGUUGGGCUGCUUCAUACAAAAAUACUUUAAAUCAGUUUCUCGUUUGCAUCCAGACUGGGAAGCUUUUAUUGCAAACCACAUUUAUUAGAUUGAGAAUGCGAUGUCUGAAUUGGACCUUACAGUUUGUUGCAGGGUGGAUGAUAAUGUGAUCCACUAAACUAAACACUGUUUUCCCCCAGUGAUAUUGUAAAAUUUUCAGGUGUUUUUAUACAUUUUGAACUUCUUGUUCGCUAUUGUAACAACAAAAACAUAUUGACGUAUUUUGAAAUAAACCUCUCUUUUUUUCAAACGAAGUUGCCAUUUAGCAUUCCUAAUGCUGUGAUCCUACAAUCUGAUGGUACCUUACUGGUUUAUCAGUGGUGUUGGCUGCUCCAUGAGGCAGAGAGCCAUCUGCUUCAGGUGGCAAGUUCUGUGUUGCUUAACAUUGUAUUCCCUCCACACCCCAGUUUAGAAUAGGAGGGGAAUCCACUUUGAUUUUUUUUUUUAACCUCAGGUGCUAAAAUGUAUUGAUUGGGCUUGUGGAAUUCCUUUGGUUCUUUGGAGAUUUGUAAUGGCAUAGGAAUGUAGCCUAAUAGUAGUGAAUAAAACAAAUUAUUGCGUAAAUCUCCAGUCCUGUUACAGUGAGCAUCUUACCUUUAAUCCGGCCCAAUCGUAAGGCCAGCUAAGUGUAGUUACAGCUUUGAAAGCCUAUGUUCUUUGCCUGUCUGCAUCAGCAGUGUGUUGUCUCUAAUGCUUCAAAGAAGUAAGGUUCAGUGCACCAAUCCUGUUGACAUUUUGACUUCAUUGGAUGGUUAAAACAAAACGCUUUGGGUUGUUUUGUGUUUUUUUGUCUUUUUCACAAUAAAAAAUGUGAUAGACUUGAAUGAAUGAAUAAUACAA